CAGGUUGACCCUCCCUAACCCUGCGGUUUGAGUGGUUUCAUCCCCACGAGGGGAGGAUAAUCCUCCCUGGACCCAGUUUAACGUGGGGAUUCCCCAGGCAUAAGUUGCGGCUGGGUUUGGCUGUUCCACACCCCGGAGUCUGCCUGGCCUCUGUCAACAGCAUUUCUUUUCCCCUCAUAAAUUCCGGGGGAAUGUUCUCAUCUUCAGAGGGGGACCUGGAGACUCAUCCCGUGUAAGCUGACCCUGUACCCUGCCAGCCUGGGGACGAUGGGCCAGGCUGGGGGUGACCACAUGCCUUGCAGGUGCUCGCAGGACGCGCUGUGUGCUGAGGCCGGCACGGAGACAUGAGUGGCAGCACGAGCCAGCGCGCCGCCGCCCUGGGGGUCCUCUUUGCCCUGAUCAUGUUGCUGAUCAUCUACAGCUCCGGCAAUGGGAGCGAGGUCUUCCCCUACAGCCGCCUGCGGGGCAGAGCCCGCCGGCCCCCCGACCUCAAGAAGUGGGGGGUGAAAAGCGGGUACCUGCCUGUCUGCGGGAACAAGACCCUGACUGCCCGCUGCCACCAAUGCGUCAUUGUCACCAGCUCCAGCCACCUCCUGGGCACCCACCUGGGCACGGCCAUCGACGGGGCUGAGUGCACCAUCCGCAUGAACGAUGCUCCCACCACGGGCUACAGUGCUGAUGUGGGCAACAAGACCAGUUUCCGCGUGGUGGCCCACUCCAGCCUCUACCGUGUCCUCAAGCGGCCCCAAGAGUUCGUCAACAAGACCCCAGAGACCAUCUUCAUCUUCUGGGGGCCGCCCACCAAGAUGCAGAAGAGCCUCCUGAAGAUCAUCCAGCGCGUCUGCGCCUCGUUCCCCAACAUGACAGCCUACGUUGUCUCCCCCGGCCGCAUGAAGCAGUUUGAUGACUUGUUUCGGGGAGAGACAGGGAAGGACAGGGAGAAGUCUCGCUCGUGGCUCAGCACUGGCUGGUUCACCAUGGUGAUCGCGGUGGAGCUGUGCGACGCCAUCCACGUCUAUGGCAUGGUGCCACCCAGCUACUGCGGCCGCCACCCCCCGCCCCGCCGCCUGCCCUACCACUACUACGAGCCCAAGGGCCCCGACGAGUGCACAACCUACAUCCACAACGAGCGGAGCCGCAGGGGCAACCACCACCGCUUCAUCACUGAGAAGAGGGUCUUUGCCAGCUGGGCCAACCUCUACAACAUCACCUUCUCCCACCCCACCUGGACCUAGGGGCUGCCCCAUGCCUGCUGGGCACACCCCUGCAGCUGGGAUGGAUGGGGGCUGCCCUGCAUCCCCCUGGGAGCGGUGGGAUCCUGGCAUCAGGUGCCACCAGCUGCCUCCCACAGGACCGCUGCUGUUGUGCGUGGUGGCUCCUUGCACCUGGGAUGUGUUGGGUUUUGAGCUGGUAUUUGGGGACCAGGUGUUGAAUGUAAGAUACGGGGUGUCCCCCCUCCAUGUGCGGGAUACUUGGCCAUGGUAUCCUGCCCCAUCCUGGUUCAUGCACAUUGCAGCCCCUGUGAGGCUAUAGGGGGUUCCAGGACUCCUCGGCUCAGUUUUGGUUUGCACCACUUCUGGGGUCACCACAGAGACUCUUCCCCCCAACAGUCUGGGUGAGGAGAUCCCCUUUUGGAGCUCAGCCCCCCCAGCCCCUCAUCCCAGUCCUCAGUUGUCCUCCCCACAGCAGAACCCCACAGUUUUUGGUGGGACCCCAUGGGGGUGACAUUACCACCCUCCCUGUCCCAGCACCCCAAAAACACCAGCCCCUCCCAGCACCACUGCGCCCCACACUGCCAAAGCCUUUUCUAACUGAAAGAUGGGAUUUUUGGGAGCUUUUUGGGGGUUUUGGCUUUUUUUUGUCCCUGCUUCUAAUCCUGGGGUUUCUACUUAGGUUUCCUGGACGAAGGAGUGAGCAGGGGCUGCUUAUUAUUGGAAACAAAGGGCAGUAAAUAAACAAUUUAGAAGUGGGCAGGUAGUGGGGGCAGUGGUGCCUCUUGGCACCCUGUGGCUGGGACAGGACCUUGUUACUAAUUUCUCAGCAGCAGAGAAGUUGAUCUGGGGAAAGCACCUAAAUAUGGUGUGUUUGGGUGCUGAGCCUUGGCAGGAAUCCAUUCCUCAGUUUCCCUCUGGCUGUGGCUGGGGUUUUGAGGGGCUUGGUGCUGGGGGAAGCAGUGGGACAUCCAUGUUUUGUAAUUGUUUGUACAGGAAUAAAUAUUGCUGCAGUCUGUUACCUUGA
This is a messenger RNA of Taeniopygia guttata (zebra finch), 2238 nucleotides long. NCBI's taxonomy places the organism in Eukaryota, Metazoa, Chordata, Aves, Passeriformes, Estrildidae. The record is from RefSeq and is a predicted model, not a curated record.